AUGGGAACAUGGCCAUUGUGCCAGGUGCCGCUUGGGGUGGAUCCACUGUUUGGCUACAACACACAGCAGAAUCCACUCUUCACCACGCCCGCACUGUAUAAUCUCAAUAGUAGGCUCUUGAGACUAACAGUUCGGACAGGCCAGUCUUUGCUAGCCGGCAGGGAUACUGAGGUGACCAUCUGCUGCAUGAGGCUGCCAACAGCCUCUCCACAGGACUUCCCCGGUUACACACUCUCCGGGCCUACAUCCCUGGACACUCUGACUUCCGUCAUGGAGGAGCCAAUUCUGAACUCGCCGGAGAUCGACCCUGGCCUGCAAUGGGAGUUCUUGCGAGCCAGCAGCUCAGUCGAACGUGCCCGCAUUAUCCUGUCCAUGCCCAGCGUUCAGCGAGUGAACAAUGUGAGCGGUGAAGUCAACUUCAACACUGCGAACAGUGUAGAUGGAGCGGACUGGAUGUUUUUCGAAAGCUCUGCGCUGUGGGAUGCCAUGACGGGAAGGAUGACCUUCUUCCUCAGAGAGGGAAAGGUGCUCGAUGGAGGCCGCCAGGUCACUUUGUCAACGGAGCCUGGUGAGUUCCAGCUUCCCAUCGAGCUGGAAGCUGACAGUCCAACGCUGACGGUGUCUGCACGAUCCUUCGAUAACAUUGACGAGGUGGUGCGUGAGACCCCUGUCACACAAUCAAGCGCAGUGCCCCACGUCCGCAACUUCACAUACACCAAGCUUGCAUACACCAACAACAUGCCCAACCAAAUGAGCAACGUCAUGUUCCACUUCUCCAGCAACAGGCCUCUGUUUGCCGGCUCCGUCAUUUAUUUACGCUUGUCGGGUUUCACCUCCCAGCGGGUGCAAGUGCCCCUGAAAGGGAUCACGAAGGCAAACUUCAGGGAGGAGAGCGCCGUUUUCAACAUCCCAGAAAACAUCAUCGAGCUGCAUGUCAUUAGGACCCUCUACUCGGAUGAGUACGUGGUGCAGAUCGAAUUGACAGAGUUGAUUCUGCCACCAGCUCUGUAUGUGAAUGACACUUCGCUGCUGGUCUGGAACUCUGACCCAGGGGCUCCUCAGCAGCCGGUGGACGACUCACCAAUGGUUGGGAUGGGGGACAAGACCUUCAAGCGCUCGCAGCUAGGCUUCGAGCCGGCCGAGCCCAGGUUAGCUGCAAACGUCAGCUUCACCCUUGAGCCCACCAUCGUGUUCUACCAGGGGGACAGCAUUGUCAUUCACAUGUAUGGCUUUGCGUGCACCUUGACCUCGAUUCCGCUUCUGGGCCCCGAUGCGUUUCGAAUUCAGAAUCAAGCGGCCUCAUGGACCCAGCAGGACAGCAUGUUGGAGUUCACCGUCGCAGAGAACGAGAUCAUAAGCAACGCAAUGCCCUUCAGGGUAUCUAUUGGCAGAGACAGCGUGUUCCGCCUUCCAGACAAGCUCAGUGAGAAUGACGGUAUCCUGCGCAUCGAGGGAAGGGGUGCGCUGAUUGACUUGGAGCCGAUCAAGAAGAUUCCUAAAGUCGGAGAUGACAAGUUUGUGAUUGAGUCCAUUGUGGAGUUCGAGCCCGAGGACUCGUCGGUCAAUGCCUUCACGAGAAUCAGCUUCUCCCUGGUCUUGAACACGGAUGUGCUUCCAAACUCGACAAUGUACAUCAAACUUGGCGGGUUGGUACGAGAUCCUGGGAGGACCAACUUGAUCGGUGUGCAGGGAGAUGCACGUUCAGGCACCGUCAAAAUCUCUGGUGCCAAUGGUCCACUCUUCCGCGGGGAGGUUGGGUAUUGGGACCAGAAUGAAGUGCUCUUGACAGUGCAGAUGAUCUCCACCGUGCAGAUCUUUGCAGGCGUAAGGUGCUCAGAUCAGGAGCGGGUGCGCUUCUUCAUCGAGCGCGAUCAGGACUUCAAGCUGCCGUACUCGGCCUACCAGAGUGAUCCGUCCUUCAGACUGGCAGUGCCAGAGGCCGGCAUCCCUGAGCGGCCCUUCCAGUUCUCCACCCGCGUGAGCCAGGAGGGGAAGCUCUUUAUCGUGUCCGAGAUCUUCUACGGGUCUCGAGGUGCAGUGGCGUACCCGAACACCGUGGUGGAAUUCAAUUUCUGGUUCCGGCCAAAUGUCAACCUCCCUGCCGGCACAACCGUUCGCUUGAAGCUUCCAGGCUUCACUUGUCCCUUCACAGAGGUCACAAUUGGAACGCAGGAGGUCCCAGUCUCCAACGCGUACGACUUAAGUGACUUCAUCCGCAUUGGCAUUUGGGACCAGAUGGCUGAGACCUUUGACCUCGUGGUGCCCAUCGGGCAGCAGAUCUACCGGCAACAGCCCACAGUGCUGCGGAUCAUGGAGUCAAGCGGCUUCCGGCUACCCAGCACGCCCCUACUGCCGAACGACCCGUCGCUGACCAUCCGGGCGCUCGGGCCGGGCUCUCACUGA
This is a messenger RNA of Symbiodinium pilosum, 2403 nucleotides long. The record is from the annotation of a GenBank genome assembly. Lineage: Eukaryota; Dinophyceae; Suessiales; Symbiodiniaceae.